Molecule: messenger RNA, 225 nt
Organism: Gaeumannomyces tritici R3-111a-1
Lineage: Eukaryota; Fungi; Ascomycota; Sordariomycetes; Magnaporthales; Magnaporthaceae
Exons: 1
Coding region: 1-225 (74 amino acids)
Source: RefSeq, a predicted model, not a curated record
AUGGAGGUUGCGUCGCAUAGCAAUCUCCGCUUUGCGCCAUCCGGGGAAGCCAACUUUAAGCCACAAUCCCCCCUUCAGCCCUUGGCACAGCCAGUCCGGGAGCCCGCCCGGCGCCACCGCGGCACGGGGAGGGUUGUGUCCUGGGCACCACACCACGGGCCAGAGACCGGAGAGGAGAACACGGCCGAUCCGGGGCCCUCGUCACACCGACCCGGGCGGCAUUGA